AGUAAAUACUAGUAACCAUCCUACAUGUAAUAUCACAGGCCUGACAACUAUGGAACUAUACACAUGAUACACUCACACUGGAUAUAUUCUAUACGUGGACUUUAAACUAUCACAUUGCUUUAGUUUUGUUUAAAUUUUAAGCAACGAAACAGAUAUUGCCAGAGCAAUUGUAUGGUGAAAUCUCAGGGAAAUCUCCAACUGCAGAGCAGGAAUUAUUUGAUCACCAAAAAACGGAAAAGUGACUGGCUCUCUGAAUCUUGGGAACUGGUAUUGAUGUGUAUGGACCAGUGAGCAGAACAAGAUGGAAGACUUAGAUAUUUGUGAAGAUUUGUACGAUCGGAAGAUUGAGCCAAACAGAUGUCAACUUAUCAAGUACAUAGAAACAGGAGAUAUUUUGGAUGAACUGAGACAAAAUCGAACCAUCGGCAUUGAUGAUUAUGAGGAAGUACAAGCCUGCGCCAGCCGUAGACGGAGGACAGCAAAGCUUUUGGACAUCUUGCAAACUAAAGGAGACAAAGGUGUGGAGGAAUUUUUAAAGACGAUUGAGCUGAUUUAUCCAGACCUGUAUCAGGCAGUGACGGGAGAAUCACCACGGAAACCCCCUCCUAAUUUCUUACGUUGUAGUCGGAUGCCGUCCAUGCGUACCAUUAACCACCUGCCACAACUUGCCCAGGAACUGAAGACACAGUACCAAAAUAACAAACAACUAGUUCAGCAACUACAGGAGUUAGAGAAUGCCAUGGUGUUUGAACAGAAUGAUAACAAAGAAUUGGAGAAAGAAAAUUCUGAACUCAGAAAACGGAUUGACAGUUUGAAAAAAGGCAGUGAUGCAUUGGAAUCUCAAGUGGCAAGCUUUAUGACAGAAAACCACAAACUCAAGGAUGAAUCCCUAAACUACCUGAAGACGAGCCUGGAAUACCACCAACAGUCUGAGCUGUAUAAACAGAGGGCCCGGGAGAUACAGACAGAGAAAGAUGAGAUGGAACGGACAUUUCGUCGAAUACGACAGGAACACCAAGAGGGAGUGCGCCAGUCACGAUUAUCUUUUGGUGUCUCCAUACGACCAACAGAACCAGACCCAUCCGUCCCCUCCACAGAUGUGACUGACCAGUCUGCUCUAGAAGCUAACUUGAUGCUGCAACAACAAAUGCUGAAUGAGAAGCUAGAAGAAAUGCAGCAAGAAUUGGCCCAGACAGCUGAAGAUCUCCAUAUGUCACGCACACAGACUGACGAGUUCCAGAACCUGCAUAAAAAUGUGAAGGAAACCUGUGAAAGACUGAAAAAAGAGAGGACAAAGAUGGACAGUCUCCUAGAGAAACAGCUGUCUACAACCAACCAUUAUUUUGAGAUGAUCCAGAAAUUGGAAGAUGACAAGAAAAUGUUAGAGGACGAGCGCAUUAAAGAACAAAAGAAAGUGAGUGAGGAGUCGGAGAAGAGAAACAAACUGUUCAUGGAGAAACAUAAAUUGGAACAGGAUUAUACAGCGCUGUGCACUGAAGUGGAAUAUUUACGUGGAAAACGCAAUUCACAGGAGAGCCAGGACAGUUCUGACGACCAGCUAUCUCAAGUUUCGAACUCGCGUGAUGGAGAUGUGGAAAGAACUAGAGAUAAAAGGAGUGGAAUUUAUAGCAACAAUUCGUCCAUCCAUGUCCACCCAGGUACUGUUCGCAAGCCUUCUGACCGCAUUACAGAUCAGAUCCCUAGCAGACUGAACACACAGGUGGCACGACUGAUGGUGUCAGGCCCCAGAAAUGACGACAAUAAUGUACCAGAAAGGGUUUAUCGGCGUGGCAAACUGAAAGAUGGUCAGUACGUAACCAUGGAAAUGAUAGACGAGGUUCCAGGUGAGGAUAAGUCGUUCAAGUCAGAUGAGUCUGUCCACACAUCAGAAGACAACGGCCUGUGUCCAGUACUAGAGGAUAUGUUAGCUCCAUACAUACAGUCCUCGUCCACCAAUCCUCCUUCCACCUACACCAUAAAGAUACCAACGCCCUUACUAAAGGACAAGUUUGAAAUCACAGGUGGAAACAUGACUGGCAUCUAUGUAAAGAAGGUCACCAAGAAAAAAUUAUCCCAAAUUCAGGAGGGGGACAAGAUACUGUCGGUGGGGGUGUUCAUCACUGACGUACAGGCACUCCACACGGACUUGGUGUACCGCACCUUUGAGGAGGCCACACACAUCCUGCAGGCCCAGGCAGACCCCAGACAUGCUAAUGUGGUAGAGAUCAAACUACAGAGGGACCCAGACGAAUAUGAAAGAGCACUUAAAUGGAUAAAUCUGCAGGGCAGUGGAGAUCUUUUCUACGUCAAGAGUAACUUUACAUUGGAAGAAGAAAACAGUUGCCCCAAUAUACAAAAUGGGGAAAUCUUUUGUGUUUCGUCUACCAUGACGGGGAUUUCUGAUAAAUACUGGAAAGCAUUUCGAUUUGACAAUGAGAACAAUUCAUGGUCAAAUGAUCCAGUAUCAUUACCCAAUGUCUCUGAGGUGUUAAAGCUAAGACGAGCGGGAAUAAGUGCAAAUAGACAACGUGGCCGCGCGCAAGCAUUCCGACAUCGACCAUAUUCACGAGUGUUGCCAACAAAAUCACCAAGCACAGAUUACAGUACAGACAAUGAAGCCUUGUCCCAGUCUACGACUUUCCCCGUGAGUACCAAGUUUGAUGGCAAAGUACACUGGCACAAGGAAGGGAAGCUGGAGAUGAUGGAUGUGGAGAGAUACCGCCACCUGCUGGGCUAUAGCUCUGAUGUGUCUUUUGCUGCUACCAGCAUUGACCUUGACGGCGACACCUCAAAGAUAUGCAACUCUAUUUGCUUAUCAAACGAAGAUUUUUCCACAAAGUAGAAUAUGAAUAGGUUAUAGAGAUUUAUUUUUGAUUGGCUAAAUAUUUUAGUGAAACUGUGAUAGUGUGGGCUUUUGAUUGGUACAUUUAUUUUGGUAAAAGUCCUGAAGACCAAGGUCUCCUCAAGAGGGCAAAGAUCAAGUCAGUCUAAUUCUUGUUGGACAAAAAAACUAUGAAUGACUGAGUAUUUGUAAUUAAACUUAAUUCAGUUGAAUGUAUCAUGACUAAACAGUGUGUCACUUUCAGAAGUUUGUCAUAUUCCAAUCUUAGGUCCAUAUCCCAAAGGUCUUCCAUGUACAAACCUUAGGUCCAUGUGUUGGUAUGGACAUGUACUGCUUUGUAAUACUUCAUUCAGCAUGUUGUUUGACAAGACUUACACAGCAGUUCAAUGCUGGAGACCUAUACUGGCAGACGUAGACUUUUUUUAUUGCUGACCAGACAUGGGCUGGUACGCUGAUCAUUUUUAUAGUACCGUACUAAAAAUGUGCAGUACUGUAUAACAGGAAAUGUUCGUGGAUACUUUCCUUCGUGGUAUGAAGCCAUUUAGAUCGUUUGGUGGGCCAAACUUUCGUGGAUAUCCUAUAUUAACAAACAGUAGACACUUACCAUUCAAAUUUGUUGUAUAGCAACUACGAAAAAAUCAGGCAUGUUUAUACACAACAGACAUUUCUUGACAUACAGUAUAUGAUGAAAAGGAUAUGAGAUGACCAUUUCUAUAUCCUAUCCUGUUUUAACCCCUGACCAAUAUCAGCCCUUGGCCCAUGGGUGUCCAGCCCCUUGGGUCUCACAUGGAGGUCUCGCGUUAAUACAGGGUGGGAUAUGGAAAUGAUCAUACAGUCACUCAUAAUAACGGAAUACAGAGGUUUGUUUGUGACAUCAAAAUGAGUAUCAAUACAUGUGCCACGUGUGUGUGUUGAUGUUACUACACUGUAUUUACCGCCUGUAAUAAAUUGUAUAGAGAAACAUAUGAAAUGUUUCCAUAGUUCCAAAAUGAUUUCAAGAUGGCUGUAAUUUUCAGAGAUUAAUGCGUUGAAUAUCUUUGACCAAAAGGAGUGUUACUAGGUGGGGAUACUGUAAUUUAGGUGUGUAUAUCUUUAUGUUGUUAAAGUGAUGUUAAUAUCCUGGGUCACUGAGCUUCAACUUUUCACAACUUUUUACUUGAAUCCCACAAUGUAUCAAAAAAUGAAUGUUUAUAUCACUGAAAUCCGUGUGAGCCUAUGCACAGUAAUAUAUAUAGUAGUAGAGUAAUAUGUGACAGUAAUAUAUGUAGUAGUAGAGUAAUAUGUGACAGUAAUAUAUAUAUAGUAGUAGAGUAAUAUGUGCACAAGUUUGUGUUUACAUUAUCAUUACAAAUGGCAUUGAUGGUUUGUUAAUCCUACUUAUAACAUCAAUGCAUGUUAUCAUAUCAUAACUUUUUUAAGAUCUGUGUUUAUUUGUGAAACAGGGUUCCUUAUUAGUGUGUUCGAGGUUUUUCAUUCAAAUGUUAUACAUGUAUUGUUCUUUGCUGGCAUUGUUGAUGUUUUACAUAGUUUGUAUAUAUUUUUUCUAUUUUUUAACAAAGCGUUGAUUCCUGUUAUGCUUCAUAUCCAAAUGGUUUGUUACAGUGUUGCCUUGGGGGUCAUUUUAGUCCUUAAAAAGAAGACUUCAUACAUAAUGAAAUCCUGGUACAGUAAAACCCCCACUUCCUUGAACUCAGUUUACUCGAAUACCCCUCAUUCAUCGAACAGUUUGUUUGGUCCUGACAAGUUCGUACAUAUUCUUUGUAAAGUAACCCCGGAUUAGUCGAACCAUUAUUCCUCGAUUACUCUGUGUUCCUCAAACAAAAAAUUGUCCUCGACUCUUGAUGGUCAUAGUAUUAAUUAAUCCUGUUUAUUCGUCAAACAGGUGUGACAUGUCAUGCCUGACAGAUAUUUUACCUGUGUAUCACACUGACACUUCGAAAAUACCUUGGGCUAAGACUUCAGUUUACCAGUAUCGGAGAUAUGCUUAAUAAUAGCUUGUACUAUUUACAAUACGUACGUUUGUUUAAUUAUUAUCACUCAAGAUUUGACAGAUUUAUACUUGACGAUCUAGGACCAACAUCGGAUUACUCGAAUACCAUGUAUUCUUCGAACUAUUGUUCUGGGUCCCACAAGUUCUAGUAAGUGGGGUUUUACUGUAAAUGUGAUCCUAUGUUGAGUUUCUAUGACACCUGGGCGCAAUAUAUAUGAGCUGAGACAUCUAGCGCAGAUUUCAAUUGGGCCAAUACGAGCUUUAAGCUCAUUUCCCGGCCAUCCGGAUCAAGGUAAAUCAAGGUAAGGUAAAAUCAUUAAACUACUGGUGUACUUAUAUCAACCACAAAGGUGCAUUUAUUAUAUGGUAAGGUUAGGCAUAACCAUGACAUAUUUUCUAUUUCUAUAUACAAUGUUUUAUGGCAUUUUAGUCUCUAUUUUACCAUGUGGUGAAUUGAUUGUACACAGUGGUGUGUUACUGGUAUGAACACCCCUCGUGUCUCCAUAGAUGUCUACCAUGAAGUUUGUUUUAUCGUAGGGUGAAUUGAUAGUACACAGUGGUGUGUUACUGGUAUGAACACCCCUCGUGUCUCCAUAGAUGUCUACCAUGAAGUUUGUUUUAUCGUAGGGUGAAUUGAUAGUACACAGUGGUGUGUUACUGGUAUGUCUACCAUGGAGUUUAUUUUACCGGGCGGUGAAUUGAUAGUACACAGUGGUGUGUUAUUAGCUCACCUGGCCCGAAGGGCCAAGUGAGCUAAUAACACACCAUUGUCCGUCCAGCGUCAACAUUUUACUUUAAACAACUUCUUCUGAAUAACCAAGACUAGCAUAGGGUGAUGAUAUUUGGCCAGUAACA
Molecule: messenger RNA, 5687 nt
Organism: Mizuhopecten yessoensis (Yesso scallop)
Lineage: Eukaryota; Metazoa; Mollusca; Bivalvia; Pectinida; Pectinidae
Product: caspase recruitment domain-containing protein 11-like
Exons: 22
Coding region: 302-2842 (846 amino acids)
Biological process (GO): regulation of apoptotic process
Molecular function (GO): protein binding
Source: RefSeq, a predicted model, not a curated record